AUGUGUGACGAUGAUGUAGCAGCUCUCGUGGUAGACAAUGGUUCUGGGAUGUGCAAAGCGGGAUUUGCGGGCGAUGAUGCUCCCAGAGCUGUCUUUCCCUCAAUCGUUGGUCGCCCACGACAUCAAGGUGUCAUGGUUGGAAUGGGUCAGAAGGAUUCUUACGUCGGUGACGAGGCUCAGUCAAAGAGAGGUAUUUUGACGCUGAAAUACCCUAUCGAACAUGGAAUCGUGACCAACUGGGAUGAUAUGGAGAAAAUCUGGCACCAUACCUUCUACAACGAGCUGCGUGUCGCACCGGAGGAGCAUCCUGUUCUUUUGACGGAAGCUCCUCUCAAUCCAAAGGCAAAUCGCGAGAAGAUGACCCAGAUUAUGUUCGAAACAUUCAACACUCCUGCAAUGUACGUAGCUAUUCAAGCUGUGUUGUCGUUGUACGCAUCAGGACGUACGACUGGUAUAGUCUUGGAUACAGGAGAUGGAGUGACUCACACUGUACCCAUUUAUGAGGGAUAUGCUUUACCGCAUGCUAUUCUGCGUCUGGACUUAGCAGGUCGUGAUCUGACUGACUACAUGAUGAAGAUUCUGACGGAGAGAGGCUAUUCUUUCACAACCACUGCCGAGAGGGAAAUCGUUAGAGAUAUCAAAGAGAAACUUUGUUAUGUCGCGUUGGACUUUGAGCAAGAGAUGGCUACCGCUGCAUCGUCGUCAUCUCUUGAAAAGAGUUAUGAGCUCCCUGACGGACAGGUCAUCACCAUUGGUAACGAAAGGUUCCGAUGUCCCGAGGCGUUGUUCCAACCAUCUUUCCUUGGCAUGGAAUCUACUGGAAUCCACGAAACCACAUAUAAUUCCAUUAUGAAGUGUGAUGUCGACAUCCGAAAGGACUUAUAUGCGAACACUGUUCUCUCUGGUGGUACAUCGAUGUUCCCUGGAAUUGCUGAUCGAAUGCAGAAGGAAAUUACUAAUCUCGCACCGAGCACGAUGAAGAUCAAGAUCAUUGCUCCUCCUGAGCGCAAGUACUCGGUAUGGAUCGGUGGUUCUAUUCUCGCUUCCUUGUCUACGUUCCAACAGAUGUGGAUCUCAAAGCAAGAAUACGACGAAUCUGGGCCAUCUAUUGUCCACCGCAAGUGCUUCUGA
This is a messenger RNA of Haemonchus placei, 1131 nucleotides long. The record is from the annotation of a GenBank genome assembly. Lineage: Eukaryota; Metazoa; Nematoda; Chromadorea; Rhabditida; Trichostrongylidae.